UGCAUUGCAUGACUUGAGCACUCUUCUUCAGUUCUUCUAACUAUGGCAGCAGAGAGCUCAAACACACCAAAAUCACACAAACAAUCUUCAAAUUCUUCUUCCUUGACUCUGUUUGGAUUUCCAUUGACCGAUCAUGACGAAGUUUCAGACAAAACCGAAGACGACAAUGAAUAUUUUGAGAGAAAUAGAAAGUUUGGGUGUCCCUUCUGCCGCCGAGUAUUCGCCAACUCUCAGGCGUUAGGAGGCCAUCAAAAUGCGCACAAGAGGGAGCGCCAAAGAGCGAGACGCGUCCAUUUCCACGGCAACCAGCCUUACCUAGCUGCCGCUCCCGUUCUCAGCUUCAAUGGCGUGAGAUCAUCUCAUGCUAUAAGGAACAAUACUGCCUCUGCUAAUUUUGUGCCGCAACCAAUUACUUAUCACCCAUCAAGGCCGUUACUUCUUCCAUCGCCGCAGCCCUCUCAGUUUCCGCCACGAAUUAUCGUGGCACAACCAUUGCAUUUUGCUGAAGAAAGCUCCAGUCAAUUACCUGAGGCGGAGAUUGGCAUUGAUCUCCACCUUAAACUUUCACCUUCGGGAUUUUAGCUAAUUAACUGUUUCAUCUCCAAGCAUUAUAUGCAUGCAUGGUUGAAUUUUUAAUAUAUCUUUCCUGCUUCUUUCCAGGUGUGAAUGUUAUUUCUUGAUGCAUUUUCCAGAGUGUACUAAAAAAAAUUGCUCAGU
This is a messenger RNA of Rubroshorea leprosula, 717 nucleotides long. The record is from the annotation of a GenBank genome assembly. Lineage: Eukaryota; Viridiplantae; Streptophyta; Magnoliopsida; Malvales; Dipterocarpaceae.